Molecule: messenger RNA, 882 nt
Organism: Priapulus caudatus
Lineage: Eukaryota; Metazoa; Priapulida; Priapulimorpha; Priapulimorphida; Priapulidae
Product: protein PopA1-like
Exons: 3
Coding region: 1-882 (293 amino acids)
Source: RefSeq, a predicted model, not a curated record
AUGGAGGAGGCAGGUUCGGCGGAGGCGGAUAUGGAGGAGGCAGGUUUGGCGGAGGCGGCGGAUUCGGAGGAGGCAGGUUUGGCGGAGGCGGCGGAUUCGGAGGAGGCAGGUUUGGCGGAGGCGGCGGAUUCGGAGGAGGCAGCAAACACACCCGGCAGAGGAAUCGGUGGAGGCGGUGGUUUCAGAGGCGGCAGAGGAAUCGGUGGAGGCGGUUUCAACGGCGGAUUCAAUAGAGGAGGCGGUAUCAACCAGGGCUUCAACAGGGGAGGUAACGUCAACACCGGAUCGGGCGGAGGCAUUAACGUGCGUCCCGCUCCCGUACGGCAAGUCCAGCAGGUGCAGCAGGUGCAGCAAGAAGUGCAGCAGUUCAUACCACAGCAGCAGGUGCAGCAGUUCGUACCACAGCAGCAGCAACAACGGCAGUUCACUCGCAACACCGGCUUCUCCUCUGGCGGUUCCAGGUCCGCCGGCACGGGAGUAGGAAGCUUCGGAGGAGGACAAAUCAACGUGCAGUCGUUCGGCAACAUCGACAGCGACUCGUUCGGCUUUGAUAAUUUCGGCGGCCAAUACGUCGACGUCGACAAAUUCGACUUUAACAACGCCCGCUCCAGCGCACAGGCGCUCGCACCGCGCGAGUCAAUCAACCAGGCCCAGCAGGAACAGAUCGUCAUCGGUAAGCGAUUCCGCUCCGGCUAUGCACGCCAGACGGAGACGAGCUCGGCCGUAAAGGAGGGCACCGGAUCCGGAGAGGCCGGCAUCGAGUUGGCCGCAUCGCGCACGGCCAAUCAGGACGCGACGCAGCAGUUCAAGCAGGACGCCAGCGGAGAGGGCAAGACCGAGCAGGGUGCCGGAUAUGGGUUCGAGCGCAACAACAAAGGAUAG